UGGCCCAGCAACUCCCGCCUCUGCCUCUCGCGAACAUCUUCGGGGGGCUCCGCGAACCCCCCUUCCCCCCCCCCCGUGUCACCGCUUACCCCCUACGGGGAUCAGCGGCGGGGACCCCGGAUUGAAGGGGACCCCCCAUUCCCCCAGGAGUUUAUGGGGACCAGGCUUCGCGUUCGUUUUCUUCCCUCAGGGCAGAGUGGGGCGCAGACGGGGACCGAGGGGGCAGUUUGGCGACAACCAGGGUCGUCGUCACAUCACGGUGUCCAAAAUCCCAACCAGUUUCACCAGGACCUCAAGGACCACAAGACACAUCGCAUCCCGUCUGCCAGGGGAACCUCCAGUAACCGACAUCUUCCCAGCGGCGAGCGAGCGAGGCAAGACCCUGACGCUCGUCGGCUUGUCCCGCCAGCGCCGCACAAGCACCAACACGGGGACAGUCUGCAGAAACCGGUGGAGAACCGUGACCGCCGGUACAAGGAAGGUCUGCGUGAGCUAGUGCAUUACAAGGACGGGCACAAGGAGAGUCUACAGAAACCAGAAUACAAUAAGGACAGGUAUAAAGAAAGUGCUUACAGGCCAACGGAUGACAAGGAGCGACACAAGGAAAGUGUGUAUAAGCCAGUGUAUAACAAGGACAGGCAUAAGGAGAGUGUGCACAUGGCAAUACAGAAUAAGGAGAGUGUCCCGAAACCAGUGUAUGAUAAGAACCAGAAUAAGGAAAUGCUGUACAAGCCAGUAUAUCAUAAGGACCGGUACAAGAGGAAUAUGGACAGAUCGGUAUAUCAUAAGGACCGGUAUAAGGAAAGUGUAGACAAGCCAGUACAUCAUAAAGAAAUUCUGUAUAAGCCGGUACAUCAUAAAGACGUGAAUAAAGAAAGUCUGUACAAGCCAGUACACCAGCUAGUGCAUAACAGGGACCGGUCUACAGACAGCCCCGUUGACAAAACUCAGAGGGCAGCCAAGGAAAGGGGCGACAGCCCGAAUCACACGACCGUGCAGAGGCAAGAAAGGCCGAGUUUGCAAAAACCGAGUUUUGAGAAGUGGGACCCGUUCCGACCGAGACGGACGAGGCAAGUGCAUCCCGACGGCAGCCACAGCUGCAGUGUGGUCACACCGGGGUCUGGAGCGAAGGGGCCUCAUCGAGGGGUCAAGGGGACCCGCGGGACAGAGGGGGUCCGCGGGGCAAAGGAGCCGGCAGGGUGCGCCCUGUCGAAACGGUCACAGGAGGAGUACGCGUGGCUCACGGAGCGAUUGGGCGAGCAGGGAAAGAAAUGCCGGGCAUAUUCGGGGCGUUGCUCGCAGGUUGAGCACAGCACUGAAGCUGCCAGGUUUGAGGAGAUGGCUGAACAAGCAACGCGGCUGCAGGUGCUACUGGAGAUGGCGCAGAGGCAGGGGGCACCGCCCCCCACACACACCCUCACGCGCGAGACUCUGCACGUGCCCAGGGUCAACCCUGACCUGGCUGCUGGUGACCUCUUGGUGACCGUGUUCCGGGGUCACGACCUUUGCCCCCCCUCCACUCCAGGUGUGGCGAAGCAUGGACUGCACGCAUUCGUAAAAAUCGAGGUGCCCCUGCCAUGCCCGAAGGCGUCCCAGAGGGAGAAGACGGGCACGCAGAGCGGCACGUGCCCAGAGUUCAACGAGAGCUUCAAGUUCACUCUGCAGCGUGGGUCUCUUGGGUUCCUCAACGCUGUGCGCCAAGGAGACAUCUCCUUCCUGCUACUCCACAAGGGCCCACUGGGAAGUGAGUGGGCUCUGGGGGAAGCUGUGCUGGGGCUUCGCGCUCUGCUCGGUCGCUGUGAGGUGACGGCGACCUUACCGCUCCGAAGGUCGGGCCGGGAGGGGGAGGGGUCGCGGGGGGCGGCGGGCUCCGUGGACGUGCGGGUGCGCGCGCGUUCACCCCUGGGGGGCGGCUGGGACCUGGAGGAGGUGGAGGAGGAGUGGCUGCAGCUGAACCCCGUGCACACGCAUGUGAUACUGUCCGGCAGGGGCGUGGAAAUUGAUCCCAGCAGCCUGGACGUGGCGAGCGUGGAGGUGCUCGCUCUGGAGCGGAAGCUGCUCGAAAGUCAGCUGGCGGUGUACCUGGAGAUGGGGCGCACGCCCUCGCCGGCGCUGGCGCAGCGCUUCAUGCUGCUGGGCCGGCAGGAGGAGUGGCUGAGGAGUCAGCUGGAGGCCGGCGACGACACGACGGUGCACGACUACGUGGCGUGGCUGAUGGUGCUGGCCCGUCGCUACUGCGAGGAGGUGCGCCGGAGGAGACGUCUCGGGGUCGACGAGGAGGAGGGUGCUCGCCUCGCCGCUGCAAAGCACCGUGCCGUCCUCGCAGAGAUCUCUCUCUACAAGCGGUGAACGUCGCCGAUCAUGAUGGUAUCGUCGUGACGAUGGGUGGCAUCACUAUGACGACGGCUGGGAUCGCCGUGGUGACGGGGAUCGGCGUGACAACGGGGAGAUCGCCGUGACGACAGGGAUCGCCGUGGUGAAGGAGAUCGGCGUGACAACGGGGAGAUCGCCGUGACGACGGGGAUCGUCGUGGUGACGGGGAUCGCCGUGACGACGGGGAGAUCGCCGUGACGACGGGGUGAUCGCCGUGACGACGGGGAGAUCGCCGUGACGACGGGGAUCGCCGUGACGACGGGGUGAAGUGUGUCCCUACGAAUACCAGUUCCCUCUUUCCCGGCGGCACUGAGAAUGGUGGAGUCUUUUUAGCCGCGGCAGAAAAAAAUUUGUAAAUAGUUUAUGGUCCUGUGGAACUGUGGUCAUUUAUAUUUUGUUGAUACUUAGAGCAAACAGUGUCAAUAACGAAUUAAAUAAUGGUUGGAUUUUUUUGUACAAAAUGUAAAUAUUUAAGGCACAGUGCUGGUGUAAAUUAUGAAUGUUUAUUUAUUGUUGGGAGCAAGGUCAUUGCACAGGGACACGCGCGCCCACGCAUGCAGACGAGAAUCACCUGCGUGUGCACGCACACAAAGACAAAGAUCCCCCGUGUAGCCUUAACAGACCGUUGGGACAAGUGCUGUUAGCGAGCGCCUAAUAAAGGGCUGGCACGGCACACGAGGGGUUGGGUGGCCAGCACCACGCCCGGCCACCUUUGUCACCCUAGUGACAAUGUUUUAAACACAGCACCAGGUAUUAUUCAUUUGAGGCCGAGUCACCCUAGGGGAGCCCCAGGCCCGGUUGAGAUAAUCGUCACUGGUAGAGGCCGUGAGCGGGAAUCUAUCUCGUGUCGCCGGGGUUUGGAGCGCAACACUCGCCGCACGCGCACGCACGCACGCAACCAUACGCGUGCAUACGUGAGUAAGCAGGCAAAUGCGUACAGAUGUGCCCACACACACACACAAGUUACGUUUAUUUGUUUAACCAGGGUGAGACUCAUUUGCAAGAGUGACCUGGGCGUACACACUCGGAUACACAAUUGCACACCCAUAAAUGUGCACGCACUCGCCCAUAUAUGCUUGUCACUCAAGUGACGGUGAUGCCAAGAAGCUAUUUUUCGUGCCAAGCUCGGUGCACGGGUGAGGACACGUGAAGUGUCGAAGGGCCUCGCUCGGUGUGGUAGGAGGUCACGGCACAGGCCAAGAAGGUAAAUUUUCCGAGAUUAUCUAACUAAACACAUUCCUGCGGAGGGAGCUGGUAGGAACGUUGGGUUGCUCGGUCAAUGGCCAGGGUCAACGGCGGCGUGGUGUAUUCCGCAAAUAUGCCCGACUGUGAGGGCGGGCACAAGCCGGCGUGAGUAGGUUAAACGUUGAGUUUUAUAAGGGCACCACGGGGUGACCAGCCCCUCCCCACCCA
Messenger RNA from Lethenteron reissneri (Far Eastern brook lamprey), 3786 nucleotides. Its product is annotated as coiled-coil and C2 domain-containing protein 1A-like. Gene Ontology annotation, molecular function: DNA-binding transcription repressor activity, RNA polymerase II-specific. Lineage: Eukaryota; Metazoa; Chordata; Hyperoartia; Petromyzontiformes; Petromyzontidae. The record is from RefSeq and is a predicted model, not a curated record.